This is a messenger RNA of Acanthaster planci (crown-of-thorns starfish), 3673 nucleotides long. RefSeq names its product monocarboxylate transporter 13-like. Lineage: Eukaryota; Metazoa; Echinodermata; Asteroidea; Valvatida; Acanthasteridae. Gene Ontology annotation, molecular function: monocarboxylic acid transmembrane transporter activity. The record is from RefSeq and is a predicted model, not a curated record. Gene Ontology annotation, biological process: transmembrane transport.
UUUUCAGAACCAUACGGACUCACAAAGAGAUCGUAUCCUUACAUGGUGCUACCGCAAGCUUUCCACCGUAAAGUGUUACGGUCGAAUGAACGUGCGGCAACGGUCGGGCUGCAGGCUGGGUGUCCCCAUUUUACUCGACACGUCUAACUUCAAACAACUGGAGUAUAUAAUGGGAAAUAUGCCACUCUAGUAACGACAACAUAAUGACACUGCCUCGGCGAUGGAUCGUGUUGCUAGCCCGAACAUACUGGGCAUUUAUUGCUCUGGGAACAUACAAAGCGUUAGCAGUGUUCAUUCCACUUUGGGUAGAUGAAUUAUCCACCACCACUACGAGUGCUGGUUUCGUCUGCAGUAUGUCGAUCGGACUAGGCGCCAUUUCAGUGCCAUUGGUUGGAGCCUUCAUGCCAAUGCUGGGUCCACGAAUGAUCACCAUGGUUGGAGGAGCAAUGGCUGCUUUUUGUUUGAUGGCGGCGUCAUUUUCACCCUCUAUUCUCCUUCUGGGGUUCUUGUUUGCUUUGUCAAGUAUUGGGCAGGCUGCAACGCAGUUGGCCUCUGCUAAAGCCGUUAUGGACUAUUUUCCAGACAACUUUGCUGCAGCAAACGGCGUUUCCCUUUCCGGAGGGCCUCUUGGAAUGAUGAUACUCCCACCAGUAACGGAAUAUAUUGUGUCAGUUUACGGAUGGAGGGCAGCUCUCUGCCUGUUGGGGGCAUUUUCUUUCAACUAUACUGUAUGUGGUGCUCUGUUUCGACCACGAAGAGUGUCGUGUCCGACAUUCUAUAGUGUGCUGCCGAAUCAAACUGACACAGAUAACACGUCAAUAACUUCAAAGGAAGAAGGCAAACGAGAUGUUAAAUGUGGAGGUAGUCUGACAAAGAAAAUGUUGAAUAUUGUGCAUGAACGAUUCGACACAAAUAUACUCACCCAAGAUAUGUUCCUCGUUUAUCAGCUUGUGACUAUCUUGUGUGGCGCCCUCUUUAGCAGUUGGCACUUAUUUGUAAUUCCUCAAGGCAUAGAGCUUGGAUUUGGCGAAGUGCCCUCCGCGGUUCUUGCAACAUUCGGGGGCAUUGGCUCCCUUGUGGGACGUUCCGUUCAUGGCCCUUUGGUUGACUACGGUCUAAUCAAAUCUUCGACUCUUUUUGUGAUAUCGAGCCUGGUGUUCGCGGCGUCUACCCUCACCAACCCGCUAGUAGUGCAAUCCUAUUUCGCCCUAGCAUUUCUGUGCACAAUAGCUGGGUUUGCUAUGGGAAUCUUGUACCCGAUGAUGUUCGUGCUUGUGCGUGAAGUUACCGGGGACCAGCACCUUUCAGCUUUUAGUUGGUUAUUCGUAUCUUUGUCUGCUGGCGAACUCGCUGGGGGAGUGCUCGCUGGAUGGAUUCAUGACCUCACAGGGGCAUACGAGCCUGUCUUUGUGACAAUUGGAGGCAUGGCAGUAAUUACAUCGACCUUGGUAGCUUUCACACAAUGUGUAAUCUCAUGUUGUCGACCUGAAAACAAGUGACUGCCUCUUAAACACGAAUUUUACCCAAGUAUGACGUCCUGGUCUAUUAAAACUUGGUCUCGGCUAAGUCACAACAACCCUACAUUCAGUGAAGUUCUACGCGCGAUUGAAAUUGUACCAUCAACAUCUGCAGAAUGAUCCGUAAAGAACGACGUUUGAAGUAGUAUCCGUUAAUAGAGUUGUCAAGAUCAAUAACAUGUAACAAACCUAUCACGUUCACGUUUUCUUUAUUCGACAAACAAAAAUACCCUUCUACCGCCUGAGAGCGUUAUAACCGCUGUAAAUACCACAUUACUCACAUUGCCUGUGACUAUUGAUAAUUAAGUCUACAUUUUCUUAGAUUAUAGGCCUACCAUCAAAAUUUUUGAUGGACAGUUUUAAAGGAAGGUGAUUCCAGAGAAAGAACGAAGAUCAAGUAAAGAUAAAAAUUUUAGAUUAUCCUUACCAUUAAAGCCUUUGGCACUUGAUGUAUCCCUGACGCCACCAGCUACUGCCACGACAGGUGUUGACAAACAAAACAAGCGUGGUCCACUUUAAAGGAAUGUCAAUUUGAGGACUGUCUUCCAUUGCUGCAUAAUUUAUAAAUAUUAAGCAAAUAAUCAGUCAUGCUACUUGUGUUCGUGACACUGGCAUAACUAAAUAGGGGCAGGGUGAGGAUACGCUCCCUUAUUCGGGGCUUGAACUCCCGCGUGCCUCCUCGAAAAAAUCUGGCAAUAGCCUGCAUUUGUUUAGUGUUUUAAGUGUGGCUCAACGACAAGACUACAGCGGCGUAGCCAAGGGAGGGCCUGGGGGCACUCCCCCCACAAAUUCCCAGUGCUCCCUCCCAGGUGCCUUUCCCCGCUACAAAAAAGGCUUACAGAAACUCGCCCCAAAAACCACACCACUGAAAGUUGGUGCCCCCCCCCAUAAGAUGUUGAUGCCCCACUAGUAAAAUCCUAGCUACGCCAGUGCAAGACUACGUUAGGCAUUGAUUUAAAAUUCCUUAAAGGCGUCCCCAGACGAGAUUCUAGAUGACUACAACCCUUGUCAUGAAAGUGGUGCUAUUGAUAUCACACAGGGCAUAGUAAACCAUCUCUACGAAUGUCAGCCAUUGGCCAUGAAUGUUAUAUUAAAGAACAAUUAUCAGUGUCAAGAAAUACAAAUUACGGGAGUCAUGUCAUGAAAUAUUGCAAAGAAAUGUUAUCAAUAGUAGCUUGCAUUUUGUAACAACCAACAUUUUACUAAACUGGAUUACAGUAACUGUAAUCGAACAGAAUUUGCACUCCUCUUCUAGACAGCGUUUCACCGAUUCUGCUGAUUUAAUGCUAAUUACGUUGACCAGACUAACAAAUUACAUGUAACAAACAAUAUUGAUUUUAACGCUGAAGCCUGUUCUCUCUCAACAUAGCUAUUGGUACUGUGCCCUGUAUAUCGUACUUUCAACGUGUUUAAUUUGACAUCCUUGACAACAAAGUAUAUUACUCCUGUUGCAGUCGCUUCUGGUGGGUACUGGAGAUCCCACAUCCUAUUGCUCUCUCAUUCCAAUCGCUUCUCCUUUGGAUCUUUUCUGUCAAUGAAAUAACCAUUUAAUCAUAAUGUGGUAAUCCAAUUAAAUAACCAAGCAUUUUCUAUUAUAAUCUAUCAUAAUCAUAAUGUAAACCAUGUUCCAUAAUCUGUCGCUAGAGGCAAAAUAGCCAUAGGCCUAAGAUAUCUGUGUAUAGGUAAGACAUCCAGUCACUAAAACGUUUGUUUCUACAGAAUUUUGGAGAGUGUUAAAGAGAUACUUGUCUUACCUCCUUUUUAAGUGCUAUUGAAUGCACUCAGUCGUUGGGAAGUCCAAAAAACUCUUCACAAUCUGCUUUGAUUUUGCCAACACCACAAAAUGUGUGUGGGGAUGAUUCAAUAGCCCACCUCUCCCCCUCAAAAACUCGAGUGAUAUAUACCCCCAUCCCCCGGGAUUUACGCCCAUGCCUACCAUAUGGCAAUCUUCACUAUUAUGGCAUAAGUUACCAGAAGGUAAGCAGUUCCAUUUAACCUUGUUCAGGUCUUCCUUCAGUUUAUGUUCAAAUGCACGGAUAUCCUCCAUAGACAUGUAAAUCCACUGGUAUGUCCAGCAGAACAUCUCAGGCUUCGUCCCCGAAACCAAUUCCCGACUAUGGGCCUGAAGCGUUCAAAUCGAAUUGGAUUACAGUAAG